Anopheles stephensi (Asian malaria mosquito) is the source of this 1640-nucleotide messenger RNA. RefSeq names its product protein Peter pan (gene ppan). Lineage: Eukaryota; Metazoa; Arthropoda; Insecta; Diptera; Culicidae. Gene Ontology annotation, biological process: ribosomal large subunit assembly; rRNA processing. Gene Ontology annotation, cellular component: preribosome, large subunit precursor. The record is from RefSeq and is a predicted model, not a curated record. The coding region runs from base 94 to 1593 and encodes 499 amino acids. The transcript has 2 exons. Gene Ontology annotation, molecular function: rRNA binding.
GUCAAAAUCCCCCAUCCAAAACAUUUCGCACGUGUCUAGCCGGCAGCAUCGUGCCGUCGUCCCGGAUUGUUUAAUUUGUUUAAAAGCAGCACUAUGAAAAAGAAAAACCGCACGCCACAGUAUAAAAAGAGCCGGCCGAAGGUAGAAGCACCGGUUGACGAGGAACCGGCCGCACUUAAGAAUGCUCCCCACACGUUCGUCAUCCGGCGCGGCGAGCGUUGUUCAUCCGUUUCGCGAUUGUCUCGCGAUUUCCGUCGCAUGAUGGAACCGUUCACGGCAUCGAAUCUACGCGAGCGACGCAUCAACAAGGUGAAAGAUUUUGUGCAUCUUUCCGGAUUCUUUCACGUGUCGCACAUGUGCUUGUUUUCGCUGUCCUCACAAACGCUGUCGCUUAAGGUAAUACGCAUGCCGAAGGGCCCGACACUCACAUUCAAGGUGCACCAGUACACGCUGGCAAAGGAUGUGAUUAGCAGUACGCGCAAGCAGUACGUGGACGAGGAAUGCUUUCAAGCGGCCCCGCUGGUCAUACUGAACAGCUUCAGCGGAGAGGGAAAACAUUUGAAGCUGAUGGCCAGCACGUUUCAGAACAUGUUUCCGCCAAUCAAUCUUUCCAAGAUUAAGCUUUCGUCGCUGAAACGGUGCGUGCUGCUGUCGUACAAUCCGGUGAGCAAAUUGAUCGAUCUACGGCACUACUCGAUCACGGUAGUGCCAGUCAAUUUGAAUCGAGGUGUGAAGAAGCUCGUUACGCGCAACAUACCCAACCUGGGACGAUUCGAGGAUAUUGCGGAUUUCGUGGAAAAAGGACACCUUCUUUCCGAGUCGGAAGUCGACGAUGAAGAUGCACACGUUGUGCUGGCACAAAACCUCAAGUGUGGCAAUUUGGCCGAAAAUAAAUCGUCGCUCCGUCUGCACGAGAUUGGACCGCGCAUCACGAUGCGGCUGAUGAAGAUAGAGGAUGAGCUGAUGACGGGCGAAGUACUCUACCACGAUUACAUCGAAAAGGAUGUGCUCGAGGUGGAAGCGAUCCGGAAGAAGCGAGCCCAGCAGCGCCGGCUCAAGGAGCAGCGCAAGCUGAAGCAGGAGGAGAAUUUGAAAAAGAAGGACAAGGACAAGGAAGAUCACCGUGCCAAGACUUCGGCGAAGCAAGCGAAGGCUGGUGAGAUUACGGAGCAGGACAAAUUGUUGCUGAAGGAUGCCGAGGAAGCCGUGGGCGAAUUGUCCGAUGAGGAUGAUCGUGAGUACUACCGUAAGGAAAUCGGUGACAAUCCGGACGAGGAGCUGUUCGAAUCGGCCGGUGGCGCAAAUCGGAAGCGACCGUUCAUUCCGAGAGGUGCGAACUAUUCGCUGAAGCCGAAAAAGCCGCGUCUGGACAAACGCAAGCAGUACGAGGACGAUGAUCGGGAUGCGAGACAGGACCGCAAGCGUAGAAACAACGACGGAGGAAAGGACACGAAAGGCAAAGGCAAAUUCGGUAGAAAAGGGAUGAAGCAGGACGAUUUUAGGGGAAAAUCGAAGUAUAACGGUGGUGGUGGCAAGAAACAGAAGGGCGGCACGAAGAAGGGCGGUGGCAAAAAAUCUUCCAAACGAAAGUAAAUAUAAAUAAAUCAAUGUUACCUGUUUCCUCUACAGGUAGGCCGUAA